This is a messenger RNA of Mytilinidion resinicola, 2153 nucleotides long. RefSeq lists its product as uncharacterized. The transcript is spliced from 7 exons. Gene Ontology annotation, molecular function: amino acid transmembrane transporter activity. The record is from RefSeq and is a predicted model, not a curated record. Gene Ontology annotation, biological process: amino acid transmembrane transport. Gene Ontology annotation, cellular component: endoplasmic reticulum. NCBI's taxonomy places the organism in Eukaryota, Fungi, Ascomycota, Dothideomycetes, Mytilinidiales, Mytilinidiaceae. The annotation marks the transcript as partial.
AUCGACAAUGCCAUGAUGCAGCAGGAGUCUCGCAAGCUGCUCGGAGAUGAUGCUGCCUCAGAUGACGACAGCGACCGCGAGGAACACCUCCCCCAGCCCCGCAACGAGAGCCUGAGCCCGAACCCCAAUAGUAGGCCAAAUAGCAGCUCACCCCGUCCGCAUGGGAACCGCCAAUCCUCCUUCGCACAGCCGAGACCAGAUGGGGCCCCGCGGACGCCGAAUCGCGUGAGGUUCCAGGAGUCGGCGAAUGGAGAUGCGAGGGCGAACGGCCGCACGAGCUCGGAAUGGGUGGAGCUGGAGGGGGAGGACUAUAUGGAUGAUGACCCGGGGCGGAAUUCAGAGGGAAGAGAGCGCGUGCAGCGGUUGCCGCUGCUCACGGGGAUCGAGGCACCAAGUGUGACGGUUGCGGAUGAGAUGUUCAAUCCGGAGGACCUUCUGGAGAGUGCGAGGCCACGGAGUAAUAUGAGCAGUGCCUUUAUGAACAUGGCCAACAGCAUCAUUGGUGCUGGAAUUAUUGGGCAACCUUACGCGUUUCGCCAGGCCGGCCUCAUAACUGGAACCAUCCUCCUCAUAAGCCUUACGGUGACAGUGGAUUGGACAAUCCGGCUCAUAGUCAUAAAUUCGAAGCUGAGCGGCGCCGACUCGUUUCAGGCGACCAUGGAGAAAUGCUUUGGCAAAUCUGGAUUGGUUGCCAUUUCCCUAGCACAAUGGCUCUUCGCCUUUGGAGGCAUGAUCGCCUUUUGUAUCAUUGUUGGAGACUCAAUACCCCACGUCUUCAACGCCAUAUUUCCUAAACUCAAAGACAUGUCAUUCCUCUGGCUUCUCACCGAUCGGCGAGCGGUCAUUGUCAUUUUCAUACUCGGGGUCUCGUACCCGCUCUCACUGUAUAGAGAUAUUGCUAAAUUAGCGAAAGCAAGCACAUUGGCGUUAAUCAGCAUGUUGGUUAUUAUUGUUACGGUCAUCACACAGGGAUUUCGAGUCCCUGCGGAGUUGCGCGGCGAGUUGAAAGGCGGCAUAAUCAUACACUCGGGCAUAUUUGAAGCGAUUGGCGUUAUUUCUUUUGCAUUUGUCUGCCAUCACAACUCCCUCCUCAUCUACGGCUCCCUCAAGAAACCUACCAUUGACCGCUUCUCCCGCGUCACCCAUUACUCUACGGGCAUCUCCAUGGUCGCAUGCCUCGUCAUGGCUCUUACCGGCUACCUCACCUUCGGCAGCAAAACGGAGGGCAACGUCCUCAACAACUUCCCUACCGACAACGUUAUGGUCAAUGUUGCACGGUUCUGCUUCGGCCUAAACAUGCUCACUACCCUCCCGCUCGAAAACUUCGUCUGCCGCGAAGUAAUGACAACCUACUACUUCCCGCACGAAGCCUGGGACCCAAACCGCCACCUCCUCUUUACCACCGUCCUCGUAUUCGCCGCCAUGUCUCUCAGCCUGCUCACCUGCGACCUCGGCGUCGUGUUCGAGCUCGUUGGUGCCACUAGCGCGUGCGCGUUAGCUUACAUAUUCCCCCCGAUUUGUUACAUCAAGUUGAGUAGUCGGAGCUGGCGCACGUGGGCUGCGGGUGGCGUCGCGGCGUUUGGGUGUACGGUUAUGCUUAUCUCUACGGUCCUCAGUGUAAGUAAGAUUGUUAGGGGUGGAGAAGAAGGGAAGACGUGUAGUUGAAGUAGGACUAUAAGUAGCAUUGAGUAGGCGUUUAGGAUAGAUCUAUGGGUUGGUUUGAUGUUGAGCAGGUAACUUUUGAUGGGCAGAACAUGAUGUAAUGCGGUCUAGCUAAUGGCUGUGCAAUUCACUUUGCAGGAUGCCAAAUAGUUCAAAGCACCAGUGCUAGUCAAAACAGGAUCGGAAGCGGCUAGCGCCGGCCAGGAUCGAUUACACUUUACUGCAGGAAGUUACGGACGAAUUACUCGCGCUGAUGAGGCUCCUUUUAUUCCCGGUUCAUUUUCCCUAUCCCUUCCCUGGAUCCCCACAGCUGGGACCUGAUCGACGCUUGGAUGUUGAAUCUCCGCUGACCGCCCAUUCGCUAAACGAACAACUACCAUUCAUUCCUUCAGUCUGGUUCAGAUCGAUGCAGACAGCCGCUGUUUUCUAGCUUAAAGUGCAGAGAAUUAGUCGAGAUCAAGAACAGAUAGACAUUUGGGUCUUAUCAGCGG